GCAGGAGGGAGGAAGGAGAAGAAAGUCGGUGCUGGCCCACAGACCAGUGUCCAGACAUGUACAGCCGGGGCCUGGUGGCAGGGCCGGACUUGGAGCAUUUCCGUCGCCGGUACUUCACCCCCUGGGAGGUGGCACAGCACAACGUGCCCGGGGACCUGUGGGUCUCCUACCUGGGGGCGGUGUACAAUCUCACAUCCCUGGUUCAGCAGUACAAGGGAGACCUGCUGCUGAAGCCCAUCCUGGAGGUUGGGGGACAAGACAUAAGCCAUUGGUUUAACCCAAAGACCCGAGAUUUAAGGACGCACAUCGACCCGGUGACUGGCUGCCUCAAGUAUUACACCCCUCAGGGCCGUUUCGUCCACGUCCCACCCCCUCUGCCCCGCUCCGACUGGGCCAAUGACUUCAAGCGUCCCUGGUGGGAGGGCACCCGCUACCAGGUGGGGCUGCUGGCCACCAAGACCCGGCUCAUCCGCAUCAUCAACACGCUCACCUCGCAGGAGCAAACGCUGGAGGUCGGGACGGAAGAAUCCCUGUGGGAGAUCCUGCACCGCUACCUUCCCCACAACGCCCACGCCGCGAGCUACACGUGGAAGUUCGACGGCGUCAGCCUGGACAUGAACAAGACGCUGGAGCAGAACGGCAUCCACGACGAAGACCUGGAAUUCCAGCAGCUGAGCAUGGACGCCGAUCUCUACACCCCGGCCCUGUUGCUCUACUUCAACGACGACCUCACCGAGCUCUGAGGGACGACGUCGGCGGCGGGGAGCCAACUGAGGGGAGCAAGAUGGUGCCGGGGAGGGUGG
This is a messenger RNA of Tachyglossus aculeatus (Australian echidna), 803 nucleotides long. Its product is annotated as cytochrome b5 domain-containing protein 1. The record is from RefSeq and is a predicted model, not a curated record. The transcript is spliced from 5 exons. NCBI's taxonomy places the organism in Eukaryota, Metazoa, Chordata, Mammalia, Monotremata, Tachyglossidae. Bases 57 to 743 code for a protein of 228 amino acids.